GGAGUUUCAUCUUUUAUUGCCAGCGAGUGACAUACAGUUGUAUCCUCAUUACUUCUCCUGACUCCAAUGUAAUAAACACAGGGCUUACACCAAGGACUUACAAGGAUGGCCCGGAUACACUCUGCUGCCGCUUUUCACGAAGAUAGUGCGUUUAGCUUGGUAACAGUCAAAGUUGUACAAGCCUCACAUAUACCAUGGGCUGACUGGAUGAGCCAUGCUGAUUGCUAUGUGUGUCUGUGGCUACCAACAUGCACUACAAAAAUCCUGAAGACAAAGACUGUGGCAAACACCAGUGACCCUGUAUGGAACGAAACAUUUCAGUUUACCAUCUGCAAUAAUGUGAAGAACAUGAUACAACUGACACUUCAUGAUGAGGAUGUAAUCACAGGAAAUGACCUGCUCUAUUCACUGAUAUUCGAUGUGGACAAAAUCGCAGUUGGAGAGACUCGACUGGAAACAUUCAGUCUUAACCCUAAUGGGCCAGAAAAUCUUCAAGUGGAAUUCACAGUGCAAAAAUUUCAAGAUUAUCGUGAAAAGAUUCUGACAAAUGGAGUGAUUGUGGCCAGAGAGAUGAGCUGUCUGGAUGUAAUUGUCGACAAGCAUAGGACCCCCGAGUACCUACAAGGCAAACAGGUUAUCUUGUCAGUAGAAGACUCUUGUGAAAAAGUAUGCAGACUGGAGCUGAAUCCCUGCACAGACUCCGAUCACUUGCAAACCUGCAGAUUCCACUAUCUCAAAAGAUGGGACCCACAGUUUACAGCCCAUUUGGAGGGAAUAGAGGACCAUAACUUUCACAUUAUUCCAGUGAAAUUACUUCCUCUGGGACAGGAACAGAAGAUCCUACUCUCCACUGUUCAGGCCAGACCCCUAGAAGUGAAAUUCAAAGCCAAAGACUGCCCUGACAAACUGAGCGUACGAAUGGGAUUUGACAUUUGUGAUGAUGAGAAGCUUUACCUCUCGAAGAGGAGAAGAGUUGUCGCAAAUACCCUAAAGAGGGUUUUGAAGCUUGACCGAGAUUUAGAGGAUCAUGAGAUCCCUGUGAUUGGCGUCACAACCACCGGAGGCGGUGUUAGAGCAAUGACUGCCCUGUACGGUACACUGGCUGGACUGAAGAAACUGGAUCUCUUGGACUGUGUGACGUACAUUACAGGAGCUUCUGGGUCCACGUGGUCGAUGAGUAAAUUAUACGAAGAUCCAAACUGGUCACAAAAAGAUCUGUCUGCACCCAUACAAGAUGCUUGUAGGAAUGUGACCAAAAGCAAGACAAGUGCCUUUUCCUUUGAUCGUCUGGCAUUCUAUAGGGAAGAACUAAGAAAGCGAGCAGAGAUUGGCUACAAGACGUCAUUCACAGACCUGUGGGGUUUGGUUAUCGAAUCCAUGUUCUGCGAUGGUGUCAACGAGACAAAACUAUCAGAUCAGAGAAAAGCAUUGGCCCAUGGGCAGAAUCCACUUCCUCUCUGUUUGGCAAUGAAUGUGAAACCAAAUGCUUUUUCCACACUGGAUUAUAAAGAGUGGUGCGAGUUUUCUCCUUAUGAGGUGGGGUUACUGAAGUAUGGAGCCUUCAUCCGCUCAGAAGACUUUGGCAGUGAAUUCUUUAUGGGAAGACAGACUAAGCCACUUCCGGAGUCUAGGAUCUGCUACUUGCAGGGAUUAUGGAGUAAUGUCUUUUCUAUAAAUCUGAUGGAUGCGUGGUUUGCAGCUGUAAGUUCUGAACAUUUCUGGCACAGAUUCACCAGGGACAAUGUCUAUGAGCUGGAAGACGAAGAAGAAGCCUUACAUAGGAGGCAAGAAUCAUCAGGUUUGUUAACACGCAUGCUCCAGCCAGCAGGUGAUUUCAGCCGUAGUGUGCGGGAAAUUUUAACUAAUCGUCCUCUUGAUGGAGAGCAUCACAAUUUCAUGAGAGGACUGCAGAUGCAUAAAGAUUAUUCCAAGCAUAAUGGAUUCGCUGCAUUUGAUGAUACAGAACUGGAUAACUCUCCAAACAGUCUGACACCCUCUACUGAAGAGCUCUGCCUUGUGGACAGUGCAUACUACAUUAAUGCCAGCUUUCCUCCGCUGCUUCGAAAGGAACGCAAAGUAGACAUUCUUAUGUCAUUUGACUAUGGAUUAUCAAAAAAGUUCACAUCUGUGGAACGCACCCAGGAGUACUGCCAUGUUCAUGAUAUCCACUUUCCGAAAAUAGACGUGUGUAAAGAGGACAGAACAGCUCCUAAAGAAUGUUAUGUCUUCAAAAGCUGUGGGAACCCUGAAUGUCCCACUGUUCUACAUUUCCCUCUAGUUGAUGACACAUUCAAACAGUUCAAACAUCCAGGAGUUGAACGGCUAACAGAUCAAGAAAAAGCAGAUGGAUCAGUAAAUCUGGAUUCCAAUUCGCCUUACGGCUUGCUUAAAGUGACUUACAGUAAGGAAGACUUUGAUAAACUGGUCAAUCUCACAGAAUAUAAUGUGGAGAAUAAUGAGAAUACAAUCCUGCAAGUCCUGCGAGAGGCCAUUGCAUGCAAGCAGAAUUCAAAGCCUAGUUAAUGUGUGAGCAUUUUAGAAAUGCAGAAGAUGCAAGGUACCUUUAGGAAUUGCUACUACCCUAGUUGGUAACAUGUUCCUGUGUGCCAAUAUGUUGUUUUUUUUGGACCAGUAAAAUUCUGCAAGAUAAACAGAUGUUUACAGUUUUUAGUGUCUGAUACCAUAAGGCUAUAUUAAAAUCUGUCCUACGUUAUGUUAUAGUCAUUGCUUUACUUGCUUUGACUAUAUAAGAAUUUUUUUUAAAAGUAUUAAGGGAUUUUUUGCAUUUGCUCUAUUGAUGACCUACCCUGAAGAUAGUGUAAUAGCAAGUGUAGAGCAGCACUCGUGGACCUCGUGACCAGCCACGAGCCACGACCGCAGAUCCUCAGCAGUCUAACCAAUAGUGACCGAAAAUAGGCGACGGCAGCAUCUUCAGUGCAUUCUUUAUUGGGUGGGGUUGUAUGCACUUAAAAAGGGUGGAUUUUGCCACUUUGUACUAGGCUUGAUAAAGGCUACCAUGUAGCCGAAACGUUGCUGUCUGGUUUUUAUGGUACACUUUCUGUGAAGCUCGUCCAAUAAAGAAUGCACUGAAGAUGCUGCCGCCUCCUCUUUUCGUUCACUACCCUGAAGAUAGGUCAUCAGUAUCAAAUCGACGUGGAUCAGACUGCCGAAACCGAUGCAAGCAGCUCCUCCGUUCUAUUUGCUUCAAUGGCACGGCUCCUUCCUAUUGAAGUGAAUAGGAGGAAGUCGUCCCUUUUGAAGUGAAUGGGACGGCACCACUGUAAUUACACUGCUCACCGCUGCAAUGUUGACGGGGAGUAGGUAAACAGAAGAGAGCGCAGCACCUGUACGAGCGCCGUGCUCUCUUCAAACAGCUGAUCAGCAGGAGUUCCUGCAGAUCUGAUAUUGAUGACCUAUCCUGACAACCCCUUUAAGCGUAGGUACAGUACAUUUUACUGCUAAAUUCCAGCUAUGUAAUAUGGUCUAACUUGUUACAAUGCAAACUAAAGUCCAUGCCUGUCGGCUGUGUUCACAUCUGUACUGAAAGAGGAUUCGGUGAUGAUUGGGGUCCGUUAGGCCCAAUGUGUCAGUCAUAUCCUGCACAUUUUCAUUGUUCUGCUCCUAUGACAGAAAUGAACAGAGCCUUAGCUGGAACAUUUUAUUUUUUUGUAUAUUUAAAUAUUGUGCUUUGUUUAUAAGGGAUUGGUGGUAAAAAUGGUGGGGCAUAUGUAAUUUAAAAAAAAAUAUUUAGAAUGAGAUUUAUCUGUGAAAAUGUCUGUCAUGUAGCUAUUAGGGGGGAAAUUCUUAUUCCACUUCACGCCAGUUUUAUGGCAUUAAAAAGUCGCACAUUACGGUGCAUAUCUACGCUAUAAUUUGCGACUUUUCACUCCUCGUCACAUAUCUCCACUUUUAGAUUGAUGUCUGUUGAAUCAAUUACAUACUAAAAAGCAG
This is a messenger RNA of Bufo bufo (common toad), 3951 nucleotides long. RefSeq names its product phospholipase A2 group IVB (gene PLA2G4B). The transcript has 21 exons. NCBI's taxonomy places the organism in Eukaryota, Metazoa, Chordata, Amphibia, Anura, Bufonidae. Gene Ontology annotation, biological process: glycerophospholipid catabolic process. Gene Ontology annotation, cellular component: cytosol. The record is from RefSeq and is a predicted model, not a curated record. Bases 106 to 2523 code for a protein of 805 amino acids. Gene Ontology annotation, molecular function: calcium-dependent phospholipid binding; calcium ion binding.